Molecule: messenger RNA, 244 nt
Organism: Moneuplotes crassus
Lineage: Eukaryota; Ciliophora; Spirotrichea; Euplotida; Euplotidae
Source: the annotation of a GenBank genome assembly
AUUAGAAAUGGGAGAUAUUGUCUGCUGAGCUUUUAGAGACAAACCAGAGAAUAGUAAUGCAGUGCCGUGUAGUAUGGUCGAGACAAGUGAGAAGAGAGAUGUUGAUUGGGAGAGAAAGACUGAUGAUGCCCAUCAAAAUUUAGAUCCUUUAGUAAAAUCCUCCAUUACUGCACCUUUUUCAAUUUCCCCCGCAAGACCACAAAACCCAAGACAUCUCAAAAAAUCUAAAAAAUACUUUACCUAA